Messenger RNA from Bipolaris victoriae FI3, 384 nucleotides. RefSeq lists its product as hypothetical. NCBI's taxonomy places the organism in Eukaryota, Fungi, Ascomycota, Dothideomycetes, Pleosporales, Pleosporaceae. The coding region runs from base 1 to 384 and encodes 127 amino acids. The transcript has 2 exons. The record is from RefSeq and is a predicted model, not a curated record.
AUGCAUUUCUCCACAGUUGCCCUACCUCUCUUCCUUGCUGCCACCACAACCGCAGCUCCCCUAGUCCGAGCCUCGAGCCUCGACAACGGCUUUCCCAUCACCGUCUGGGGCGGCUCAACAUGCAGCGGCAAGGCCACAACAGUCUUAUAUAUGCCCACGGACGGUAAAUGCUACCCUACAUCGCCGGUCUUCAGCGGAAACACCGAUUCAUUCAGAGUCACCGCCGAUAAUAUUGCAACGUUGCCUGCUGGAUGCAGUGUCAUUGUAUUCGACGACGACAACUGCAAAGGUGAUAGCACUACUAUUGCUACGGUUGGGGGCGCAUGCAACACGUUUGGUCCGAAUAAGCCGAUUCGCUCGGCGAGGACGGUAGGAUGCAAGUAG